UGUCCUUCCUUUCUCUACAGGCGAUGGACAGCUCAGUCGUAAGUCGUUUCUUUGUGUCGCAAAUUAAAAAUACAACACCGCGCAUGCGCAUGGGUACACGUUGCUAUGGUUACCCAGACAGUUUCAGCCUCGGGAUGUCAUCUAAAAAGGUCCAGAAACAGUCCAAGGCGAAGAAGGGGAAGAAGCAGGCGGAGGAGGAGAGGAGGCUGCGAGAAGAAGAAGAAGCCCAGCUGCAGGCAGAGAGAGAGGAACAGGAAAGGUUGGAGCGAGAGAGAAAGGAAGAGGAGCUGGAAAGACUAGAAUUAAAGGACAGAGAGCGCAGAGAGUUGGAGCUGGAUGAAUUGCGCCAUCUACUGGAGCAGAAUCAUUCUGCAGUAACUAAAUGGAAAGCUGAUGCUGCAGAGAAAGCCAAGUGGAAGCGGUGCAUGCGCUGUGAUGAUGCCCCUGACCCAGCAGUGCAGCAUGAUAUUAACACCUAUAUAGACUUAUGGAGAGAUGACCCAGAGGUCAACAUCACGCCUGUGCUCAAGCAAUGUAACCUCGCUCUACAGCAGCUCGAGGAGCUGGAGGGUCUCCUCAGAGACGCUACAGAUCCACAAAAGAGUCAGAGAUACCAGGGGGCUAUCAUCAGUCUCCAGGAGUUAAUCCACUCCAAACUUCUCCUCACCACUGAGGACAUCCUCAAGAGGGCCAGUGAGAACGCUGACACUGAAACAGGCAAUAUGCAGACUGUGGUGAAAGGUGACAACACUACGCUGUGUGUGUGGGCCAACCUCAAGAGAAAUCAGAGGUUUAAAGGAUUCAACUUUGAAGAGGUCGGCCUCGGCUUUAAGCUUCCCAAACAGUUGACUCUGAGCGAUAUCGCUGUGCGGAUUCUCCACACACACUACGACCACCUGUCCUUUAUUGCAAGGAUGGCUCACCUGAAAAUACACACACCAAGCCACAGAUCUCUUGUAGGGGUUGACGAGGCCCCAGCAGACACCAAUCUACCUGAGCAGGUGGAGACAAAAGGUGACGGGGAGGCGAAGGAUGACAGCAAGACACAACAGCAAACAGCAGAUGAGGAGGAGCAGUCCAUCGAAGAGUUAGAAAGGAAGAAGGGUGCAGCGAGUCAGCAGUCGAGGAAAAACAGUUGCCAGUCAGCAGAAGGCCGGGGGAGUCAGACAGAGACACAGAUGGAGGUGCUCUGUGCUGAGGGAGAAUUUAGCUCUCCCUCUGUGCAGCCCACUCUGAUGGACAGCAGCGCACGUGUCCAAGUGGUGGACUUGAUGGAGUACACGCCUCUGGGUGGGGUCUUCUACUAUGAUGUGUUCUGCAUCCCACAACAAGCCUAUCAUGCCAAUGGAUGGAAAAUUAGAGAGGAGCUGCACACAGGGCUGCAAGUGUUUCCGUACCAAACAGAGAUGUCCAUCUUGGAUGACAACGAGGCCCUGGCCUGCCCCCCUGUGGAAGUGUCUGUGAAGGUGCCAGACUGCGUUGCAUUCUUGGAAACUCCGCAAGUGGCUCGCUGGCACGCUUCAGGUAAGCAGUGGAGGAUGGACGGUAUCUCUGAUGUGUCUUACGAGGAGGAGGAGGCGAAGAUCUCCUUCAAAAUGGACUCCUUCCAAGCAUUUGUGCUGAUGCAGGAAACCUACAUCAACCUCCCCUUCCAGAGCUGGGAACUCAGGCCACUGGGAGAAGACACUGCUGUUUUCACUGUCAACGGAGCAGUCAUCGAUAUAAGCAUCACCAUCCAGGGGGACCAGUGUAUGUUGCAGUCAGAGGUCAAAGGCCUCUCUCACCUCCAAGGAAAGUGGAUGAGUAGCCCCGCCCUGCAGAGAGCCAUGCUCAACGCAGGGAUCAACAUCUUCGUGAAUGAACACACCGACAAAUACGUCAGCAGCUGUGGCAAGGACCCACUCACUGAACAUGCUGCCUACGAGCAGAUGGCCCUCCUCGCCCCUGCCUGCGCCUUCUCAUGGAGCAAGUGGAACGCCAAAUGUGGAGCCGAGCAUCUGGUCAUGCAGGCUUGCGAGCACCGUGGCACCGCCCCUGUGCCCAAGGACUCAUGGCGUUUCUACCUGCUGGGCGCUCAGAGGAGUCAGAAGCUGAAAAUUGCAGAGCAGAGCGAAGCUUUCUCUCCGGACCACGAUCCCCACUGUGACUUUCACUCCACCUUCAUCCACAUGCUCCAGGACGACAUGAGCACCGACGGCAUCGCCAGGACCAGAGAGUCCAGUUAUAUGUUCAUCGAUACGGUGCAGAAUCUCCUGUGUGCCACCAGACCCUUGAUGUAUUCUUAAACCUGUGUCAGAUUAACUCAGUUUUAAAUGAUUACACACAUUUUGACACAUGAAG
Molecule: messenger RNA, 2340 nt
Organism: Paralichthys olivaceus (Japanese flounder)
Lineage: Eukaryota; Metazoa; Chordata; Actinopteri; Pleuronectiformes; Paralichthyidae
Gene: dnai7
Product: dynein axonemal intermediate chain 7
Cellular component (GO): axoneme
Molecular function (GO): microtubule binding; beta-tubulin binding
Source: RefSeq, a predicted model, not a curated record